Messenger RNA from Coprinopsis cinerea okayama7#130, 635 nucleotides. RefSeq lists its product as hypothetical. The coding region runs from base 23 to 517 and encodes 164 amino acids. The transcript has 4 exons. NCBI's taxonomy places the organism in Eukaryota, Fungi, Basidiomycota, Agaricomycetes, Agaricales, Psathyrellaceae. The record is from RefSeq and is a predicted model, not a curated record.
AUCGUUCACAACACACAACACAAUGGCUAGAACCGCACGCUCCCAAUUCCCCAGAGCCGUCCAGAAGGAUAGGCACGAGAACCGCUCAGGCUUGGACCCCAACCUUCGCAAAGGUGGCGCAGGAAGCUACAACUGGGGUAACAUCAUGGACGAACGCGAACUCCACACCGAGGCUCUUCAUGACGAGGGCAUUGUCGACGACGGAGAACUCGUCGGUCGACCUUUGGAACAAGACAUCAUCGCUGACCAGCAGUUCAGAGCUGGCUCUCCCGCGGACACGACCAGUAGCGGACCAUCCAAGCCCGGCCUUUCCAGGUCGAGGAGCCACGAGGAGGAGCUCGAAGAAGCGCGCAAGGCAAGGAAGAACAUGUUGAACAAGAAGAAUAUUGACCUGUCUGCUAUUGCUCGUACUUCUGUCGGUGCUUCUACGUCUCCCCCACGUUCUGACGGCAUGCUCCGUGGCCCUGGACGUAGCGAUAAGGACGUCCCCAUCAGCGCUACGACCCGUCUCAUCUAAUUCACCCCGCAAACAUUAUCAUAACCGUGUACCACUAGUAGCAUGCAAUGUAGAAAAUCGGACAUUGUAUUUGUAGUUGUAUUGAAUGCGCGACAUAUAAUUGCUCAAGAUCCGCCUU